Colletotrichum spaethianum is the source of this 354-nucleotide messenger RNA. RefSeq lists its product as uncharacterized. Lineage: Eukaryota; Fungi; Ascomycota; Sordariomycetes; Glomerellales; Glomerellaceae. The record is from RefSeq and is a predicted model, not a curated record. The coding region runs from base 1 to 354 and encodes 117 amino acids. The transcript has a single exon.
AUGACGAGUAUGGGACCGUCGUUUGCAGGUCAUCCUGCCGGCAUGCAACAACAUCCAGGUGUUCCCGGGCACCCUAUGGCCCAGGGGAUGCCUCAUAACCCGGGUCAGCAAGGCCCGCCGGGCGGAGGAAUGCCUCACCAGAUGCAUAUGGCGGUGUCAGGGCCUGGUGGUCAGGUUAAUCCAAAUCAGUUGAUGGGCGGCAUGCCGCCGGGUGCUGGUGGUCCGAACGCUCACGCUCUGCAGCACCUGAAUCCUGCCCAAAACCCGAUGUUCCAGCAGAACCAGUUCGGUAACUGUAUGUCGACACCUUCGCUGGUCCAAUUACUCUGUAUCUUCACUAACGGAUACGCGUAG